This is a messenger RNA of Oryzias latipes (Japanese medaka), 1440 nucleotides long. RefSeq names its product developmentally regulated GTP binding protein 2 (gene drg2). The record is from RefSeq and is a predicted model, not a curated record. Lineage: Eukaryota; Metazoa; Chordata; Actinopteri; Beloniformes; Adrianichthyidae. Gene Ontology annotation, molecular function: GTPase activity; GTP binding.
CACAUGAUGUAAAGCCACGGACUGCUGUUUCUGCUGCUUCAUCCACGAUUUAAAGUCCGUACAGGUUCUACAUGGCUUCUUUUUCCCAUCCCGGCUCUGCUCCUGCUCUUUAAGAGAAACCGCAGCCGACCUGAACAACAACAUGGGUAUUCUGGAAAAAAUUGCAGAAAUCGAGAAAGAAAUUUCUCGGACACAGAAAAACAAAGCGACCGAGUACCAUCUAGGUUUGCUGAAGGCCAAACUAGCUAAAUACAGAGCUCAGCUUCUGGAACCCUCCAAGUCAGCGGGGGUCAAAGGCGAGGGCUUUGAUGUGAUGAAAUCAGGAGAUGCCCGAGUUGCUCUUAUCGGUUUCCCUUCUGUCGGUAAGUCCACCUUCCUCAGUCUGAUGACUUCAACAGCCAGUGAAGCGGCAUCCUACGAGUUCACCACCCUCACCUGCAUCCCCGGGGUCAUAGAGUACAAAGGGGCCAACAUCCAACUGUUGGAUCUCCCCGGAAUCAUUGAAGGAGCUGCUCAAGGAAAGGGUAGAGGUCGGCAGGUCAUCGCUGUUGCCAGAACAGCGGAUGUUGUCAUCAUGAUGCUGGACGCCACCAAAGGAGAUGUUCAAAGAGAACUUUUAGAAAAAGAGCUGGAGUCUGUGGGGAUCCGACUCAACAGAAGGAAACCAAACAUUUAUUUCAAGCCCAAGAAAGGUGGUGGUCUGUCCUACAACUCCACAGUCCCUCUGACUCAAUGCUCAGAGAAGCUUGUUCAGCUCAUUCUUCAUGAAUACAAAAUCUUUAACGCAGAGGUGCUGUUCAGGGAGGACUGCUCGCCCGACGAUUUCAUCGACGUCAUCGUGGGGAACAGAGUUUAUAUGCCUUGUCUCUAUGUGUACAAUAAGGUGGACCAAAUCUCCAUUGAGGAGGUGGACCGCCUGGCACGCCAGCCUAACAGUGUUGUCAUCAGCUGUGGCAUGAAGUUAAAUCUGGACUACCUCUUGGAGAUGUUGUGGGAAUACCUGGCACUUAUUUGCAUUUAUACAAAGAAAAGAGGAGAGCGUCCAGACUUCAAUGAUGCCAUCAUCAUGAGAAGAGGAGCAACAGUUGAACAUGUAUGCCACAGUAUCCACAGAACCUUAGCAAGCCAGUUCAAAUACGCCCUUGUGUGGGGAACCAGUACUAAGUACAGUCCACAGAGGGUGGGGCUAACACACAUCAUGGAGCAUGAGGACGUCAUCCAGAUCGUCAAGAAGUAAAAGAAAAAGCAAGACAGGACUGAAAAAUCCACGGAGGAGGGGAGAAAAAUGAUCUGUACAGUAGAAAUGCAUGAAAGGAAAAUAGUCGACAUCCUUAUUUUGUUUAUAAAGUCUUAACAGAAACGGUGAACUACAGAUGCAUUUUAUGUUUAAAGAUACCGAAGGCUGAGGAAAUGAGAAAAUAAAAAUCAUAAAACAUAAAA